CGCACGGCACAAGUGGCUCACCUAUCCAACUCAGAUCGACCAAACGGAAAAUCUGGGGUUGAGAAAAUUGGGCGAGACGAAAGGCUACAUUAUUGGUUCAAAUAUCCGGAAGAUGGAUUUUACAUCACCGCAGUAAAGAAUGAUCACGAGAAAGAGCUGCACUCGAUAUGCUUAUGUUGAUACAUUAUUGAUUUUUCAUAUUGACACCAG
This is a messenger RNA of Cylicocyclus nassatus, 210 nucleotides long. NCBI's taxonomy places the organism in Eukaryota, Metazoa, Nematoda, Chromadorea, Rhabditida, Strongylidae. The record is from the annotation of a GenBank genome assembly.